Messenger RNA from Populus nigra (black poplar), 1182 nucleotides. RefSeq lists its product as uncharacterized. Gene Ontology annotation, molecular function: protein binding. Bases 149 to 907 code for a protein of 252 amino acids. The record is from RefSeq and is a predicted model, not a curated record. The transcript has 3 exons. NCBI's taxonomy places the organism in Eukaryota, Viridiplantae, Streptophyta, Magnoliopsida, Malpighiales, Salicaceae.
ACAUGCUCUCAGUCAAAAAGCUAAAAAUCCUCUCCUCCCAUCCAUCCAUCCAUCCAUCUAUAUAUAUAUAUAUGCUGCCUUCUUUUCUUUCUUUUUUGUCCAUCUUUGAGACAACAUUUCGGGUUUUAAAAGAAACGAGAAGAAAAAAAUGCUUCUUAGAAGUACUUCUACACCGGUAUUAAGGACACUUGUCUGCCAGUCAUCAACAAGCCGGCCAGUGUCCAUGUGCCUUCAAAGAACAGCAUCAGAGGCUGAUAUUAAGCCACUCUACUUGACCAGAGAGCGAAUGUUCUCUAAACGUUCUUUCAUGUCACCAGUCCUUAAGGAAAAAGAAGAAAUGAGCGUUUGCAUAGAAGCAGUCGAGGAGGAGGAGAUGGUCUGUGCAGGGGGUGGUGGUGGUGGUGGAAUUUGUGGCAGUGGUGGUGGUGGUGGUGGGAGCUGGGACUCGGGUCAUCAGCCUUAUGAAAGUGAUCAUGAGAGCAUGAAUCUUUAUUACCAGAACAUGAUCAAGGCCUAUCCUGGUGAUGCUCUUCUUCUUGCAAACUACGCUAAAUUCUUGAAAGAGGUACGAGGUGAUGUUGUGAAGGCAGAGGAGUUCUGUGAGAAAGCAAUUCUGGCAAAUGGAAGAGAUGAUGGGAAUGUUUUGUCAAUGUACGGAGAUCUAAUAUGGAAUAACCACAAGGACAGUAAUCGUGCUCAGGCUUGCUUUGAUCAAGCUGUCAAGUCCUCUCCCGAUGACUGUUAUGUGCUUGCUUCUUAUGCUCACUUCCUCUGGGAUGCUGGUGAAGAAGAUGAUGAUGAAGAAGAAGAGACCAAGCAGAAUGAAAUUCAAUGUGAUAGUUUGCCAACAUAUAAACAGAUAUAUAAUCUUCCUCAAGGAUUCCCUCCUUUGGCUGCUGCUUCUUAACGCUGAUACAGCCUGUCUGUGGUGUAAAUCUUGGUCUUACACCUUCAGUUUUGUAAAUGGAACCAAACAGAGAGAUCUCUGAUGCCAAGUCAAGAUGGAUGGUGAUGAUUAUGCUCAAUUGUUGAAGUUAUUGGAAGUAUCUAGCAGAAGAUAGAAUCAAUAAUAUACCAUGUUAAAUCAUCAAUGAAAGAAAGGGAUAAGAGUUUAUUUUGGUACUGUUCUUGUCUUGUUAUUGCGGAUUUAUGUUGCUAAUUAACCUCGUCUUCUUGUUAAAA